Molecule: messenger RNA, 1707 nt
Organism: Setaria italica (foxtail millet)
Lineage: Eukaryota; Viridiplantae; Streptophyta; Magnoliopsida; Poales; Poaceae
Product: myb-related protein Zm1
Exons: 3
Coding region: 142-1173 (343 amino acids)
Source: RefSeq, a predicted model, not a curated record
GCUAGCUGCUGCCCACCUCAGCCGCGUGCACAUAUAUACCACCACCCUUCCCCUCCCCGAGCCGUGCUCACUGCUCUCUGCAUCAUCCAGCCAGAACCCCGGGAGUGGUGACAGCUUCGGCGAACACAGGGAGAGAUCGGCAUGGGGCGAGGGCGAGCGCCGUGCUGCGCCAAGGUGGGGCUCAACCGGGGCUCGUGGACGCCGCAGGAGGACAUGCGCCUCAUGGCCUACAUCAAGAAGCACGGCCACGCCAACUGGCGCGCGCUACCCAAGCAAGCAGGUUUGCUGCGGUGCGGGAAGAGCUGCAGGCUGAGGUGGAUCAACUACCUGCGGCCCGACCUGAAGCGCGGCAACUUCACCGUCGAGGAGGAGGAGACCAUCAUAAGGCUGCACGGCAUGCUCGGGAACAAGUGGUCUAAGAUCGCGGCGUGCCUGCCGGGGAGGACGGACAACGAGAUCAAGAACGUGUGGAACACGCACCUGAAGAAGAAGGUGGCGCUGCGGGAGCAGCAAAAGGCUGGCGCGGCCAGUAACGGCGGAGCGGCGAGCGGUAACGACGCCGGCACGCCAGUCACCGCUUCGUCUUCGGCGUCCUCCUCGACGACGACCAACAACAGCUCCGGGGGCAGCGACUCCGGCGACCAGUGCGGCACGAGCAAGGAGCCCGACGCGGUCGACGUGCCCCCCCUCCAACUAGAGGACAUCGACGUCUCCGACAUGCUGGUGGACGCGCCCACGGCGGCGCAGCCAAUGCUGUCGUCGUCGUGCUCCUCGUCGUCCCUGACGACGUGCAUCGGCCGCGGCGUGGAGGAGCUGAUCGAGCUGCCGGUGAUCGACAUCGAGCCGGAUAUCUGGAGCAUCAUCGACGGCGAGUGCGCCGACGCCUCGGGCGCGCGCCAUGGCGAUGCAACAGCCCCAUGUACGGGCGCCGCCAUCAGCACCACCAGCGUAGCAGGGGAGGAGGCCGCGAACGACGAUUGGUGGUUGGAGAAUUUGGAGAAGGAGCUAGGCCUGUGGGGCCCAGUAGGGGGUCCUCAGGACCAUACGGGCUUGGGCCCACUGGUCGACUCUGAGAGGGACCCAGUCUCCACCUACUUCCAGACCGGGCCCUCCAAUGCUGAAACUGAAUUGCUAGAUGUGGAACUCGAGCCAUCAUCUGCAGUUCUGCUAUGAGCAUCAGAAUUCAGAACACGGAAAGAUCUGAUCGGACGGACAUGAUCAAUUGGUACACUACCACCAGCAACGGCUACAAGAGCAACGAACAGCUUGGAGAUGUUCGAUGCAAACCCGGGAGCCAUCUGUUUGAUGAGGUGGCAAGUAUCCCACUAUCCCUAGGUCAAUUAGAAUGCACAUACAAAAGGGCAAAUCCGUCCAAGAAAGAGGCCAAGUAGUAGUGAAAAAACAAGUCCUCUUUUAACAGCUUAACGCAGAUGUAGCUAAUUAAGGUUUGAUUGGUAUGGAACACGGCGCUCCGGUGCUGAAGGAGGCAACGAGAAGUGCUGUACGCCAUCUGUGUUGCUUGGUUUGUGCAGCGUGCAUGUAGCAUGUCGUCAUCGUGAUGUAAGCUCUUGAUCAUCCAAAAGAGUCCUACUCCUACCACUACCGACCAUGUAUGAUGAUGCCUUUUGUGAAUCAUCACCGGGCUCUGAUUAUGCUUUGGAACGCUUUUGCUUUUGAUAAUGCGAUGUAACCUUUUUUUAUCUCUCC